Messenger RNA from Anthostomella pinea, 690 nucleotides. Lineage: Eukaryota; Fungi; Ascomycota; Sordariomycetes; Xylariales; Xylariaceae. The record is from the annotation of a GenBank genome assembly.
AUGGAUGCCGCUACAGCAAAACACGUCGGCGCUCGACUGCUCGGUGAGGUGGAAGAUGGCAGUCUCGAAGAGCUCCUGGGCGAACUCCGUGCCAACCUGACCAACACUUCUUCCCACCAUCGCAGCCCCGAGCUUCCCUUACCGGGUCUGACAACUGUCGCAAGUCGGUAUCAGAAAGCAACCCAGUCGGCACCGCCGCCCCUUCUGUCGGUCAGCGGACGAUACCUACCCCUGCUGUACCACCUGGUGUCCACUCUGAUAGCAGCACCGCAUAGCUACACUGUAGUUCUCGUUGAUGUCGAGUCGAGGUUCGACGUGACCCGCCUCAUUCACCCGUCAAGUAACUACUCGGCCGCAUAUUCCGACCUCAAGCACCUCUAUGUCUACCGCCCAGCCCGCGGCCAGGAGCAGGCGGCCAUCGCUGCCGCCGAGGGUUUUAUGCUGUACGGGGCCCACGGGAGCCGCGACCGGGAGUGGUGGGGCACGGUGGUGGUCGGCGGGACCGGUGGCGACGUGAAUGCCGGGUGGAAGGGCUGGUUGAGGGUCGAGAAGGAGGAGGUCGGUGGGUUCGCUGUGGGUGUCAGUGUGGACGAAGCUCUGAAGGACAGGGCGAGGAGGCAGGAGGUGGUUGAUGGUGCCGGCUGGGUUGCACGGUCCCAGUGGGGGAACUAUGGAUGGAAGGACGUGUAG